AUGUUUGCCAGAUUAGCCAGAGCUAACUACUUAAAGAAUUCAGGUAGAUACUUCUCUACUGAGCCAACCUUAAAAGAAAGAUUAGUUCAAAUCAUCCCAGGUAAAAUUGAACAAGUUAAACAAUUAAAAACUGAACAUGGUGACAAAAUCAUUGGUACCUGUACUGUUGCACAAGCUUAUGGUGGUAUGAGAUCAGUUAAAUCAUUAGUUACUGAAACAUCAUCAUUAGAUCCAGAAGAAGGCAUUAGAUUCCGUGGUUUAACAAUCCCAGAAUGUCAAGAGAAAUUACCAAAAGCUCCAGGUGGUGCUGAACCAUUACCAGAAGGUAUUUUAUGGUUACUUUUAACUGGUGAAGUUCCAACUGAAUCACAAGUUAAAACCUUAUCAAAAGAUUUAGCUAAACGUGCUGGUUUACCAAAACACGUCACCUCAAUGAUUAAAGCAUUCCCAGAGCAAAUGCAUCCAAUGUCACAAUUGGCCGCUGCUAUUUUAGCACUCCAAGGUGAAAGCAAAUUCGUCAAAGCCUACAAUGAUGGUGUCAAAAAAGAUAAAUAUUGGGAAUCAACUUUAGAAGAUUCUUUAGAUGUCAUUGCCAAAUUACCAGAAGUUGCAGCUCUCAUCUAUCAAAACACAUAUAAAAAGAGUGAUAUCACUCACAAAAUCGAUGAAAACCUCGAUUGGUCUGCCAAUUUCAAUCGUAUGUUGGGUUACACCUCAAAAGAUUUCGAUGAACUCAUGAGACUUUACCUCACCAUUCAUACUGAUCAUGAAGGUGGUAACGUUAGUGCUCAUACAACUCAUUUAGUAGGUUCCGCCUUAUCUGACAGUUAUUUAUCAUUAAGUGCUGGUAUGUGUGGUCUUGCUGGUCCAUUACAUGGUUUAGCCAAUCAAGAAGUACUUUCAUGGACAAUGAAAUUACAAGAAAAAUUAGGAAACAAAGAAGUCUCAAAUGAAGUUUUAUCAGAAGCCAUCUGGGAAGGUUUAAACGCUGGUCGUGUUGUACCAGGAUUUGGUCAUGCCGUCUUAAGAAAGACUGAUCCACGUUACACUUGUCAACGUGAGUUUGCUCUUAAACAUUUACCACAAGAUCCAUUAUUCAAAUUAGUCAGCCAAAUCUACGAAGUUGUUCCAGAUAUUUUAACUAAACACGGUAAAACCAAGAACCCAUAUCCAAAUGUUGAUGCUCACUCUGGUUGUUUAUUACAAUACUAUGGCUUAAAAGAACAUAACUUCUACACUGUUUUAUUCGGUGUUUCAAGAGCCAUUGGUGUUUUAUCAUCAUUAGUUUGGGAUCGUAUCUUAGGUCACCCAAUCGAAAGACCAAAAUCAGUCACCACUGAAUGGAUUUCAUCUUACGUAAACUCUGACCAAUCAAAAAAAUAA
Messenger RNA from Dictyostelium discoideum AX4, 1383 nucleotides. Its product is annotated as citrate synthase, mitochondrial. The record is from RefSeq and is a predicted model, not a curated record. The coding region runs from base 1 to 1383 and encodes 460 amino acids. Lineage: Eukaryota; Evosea; Eumycetozoa; Dictyosteliales; Dictyosteliaceae. The transcript has 6 exons.